Molecule: messenger RNA, 4274 nt
Organism: Pelodiscus sinensis (Chinese soft-shelled turtle)
Lineage: Eukaryota; Metazoa; Chordata; Testudines; Trionychidae
Source: RefSeq, a predicted model, not a curated record
CAGGCUCCUUCCUGUGCGGAAGGUCAGUGAUCUGUCUACACGCAGCAGAGGGGAGGGGGGGGCUGUACCCCCUUGGCAGGAUCGCCACCAUUACACACAACAGCGCCAGCCCGGGCUCAGAGCCACCCCCGCCCUGUCAGAGGCGGCAGCGACAGCAGCAGCGAGAAGCAGGGGCUCGUCUGCAGCCGGGCUCGCGUGCACAGCCUGCCCCCUCCCCCCAGCGCGGCUUGUCCCAUCUGGACACGCGGGACGGGCUGAGCCUCGCGGCCCAGGCCCGCGCUUGGCAGCUUGUCUCCGCCAGGCCGGCGGGAGGGCUCGCGCCACGCUCCGACGAUAUUGAUUGGAGAUCAUGGCUUUCAGAAAUGUGAACAGAAGACGUCACAUUGGACUUCAACAGCUUUCAUCUUUAGCAUCAAUAGGAAGAACACUUUUAGGACCAGUAAAAUCAUAUAAAUUUAUUGUAGAUGUAAGCACUAGUGAGAGUGCUUUGACUUGCUCUGCAGUUAGACUUCUUGAAAGUUUGGAUUUAACUAGUGCAGUGGGACAGCUUCUUAAUGAAACAAUUCAGGCACAGAACAAAGAAUAUAAAACUGGGAUGACUACCCUCUUAUUUCUUGUUGGUGCAUGGAGCAAUGCUGUACUUGAAUGCCUUCAGCAAAAUGUUCCUCUAUCACUAGUAGUAUCUGUGAUGUCUGAAGGAUUGAACUCUUGCAGUGAAAAAGUCAAGUGUCUUCAGCUAUCAGUACAUGAUUUAUAUAAAGGGCCCAAAUCUGUUCCCAUUCACUUCAGUUCUAGGAGUCUGGGGUCCCAAAUUACUGAAAAUAAAGUUCCUAAUACUGGCUCUAACAGUUUUUUAAAUCCUCUUGGGAAUAUUAUUAAAGAUAUUCCUGUAUCUAAAGAAGAAUGUUUUCCAGAAAGUCUUCAUUCUCAUCAAGCAAGCCCUUGUGAUCCUCAUGACAGAUGUUUGAAUUCACAUCUAUGCAUUUCAGACAAUAUUACACCCUCAUUGGUUGAACCAGUGGGCAAUAAAACUAUGCCUGCAGUUCUUGGAAGCAGUUUGAUUGCAUCCAACUUUAACAAAAGAACAAAAUUAACUCAUAGUAGAUAUUUUAACACUCCAGAAAAAAGCCAUUGUCCACUCCAAACAGACAAUUUUGGAAGUGCUCCCAUUAGGCCUGGAGCAUGUCCUUAUGAAUUUAAUGAUUUUGGACAAUUGGCUAUGGCUCUUAGCCAUGGGAAUCAGUCUAGUAUGAAAUUGGUACAGGAUAUUUUCAGAUGCCAGCAACAAAUAGCUGAACGCAAAGGUUCUUCUCAAUUUAAUAUUGCAGAAGUUGUGACAUGCUGUUUACCAGGACUGUCUGAAAAUUAUUCUUGUGUGUGCCCAGGUUAUAUCACUUUAGUAUCACCAGAAAAAGCCACUGUUACCAAGCAACUUCGGGAUAGACCUCUUCAGAUUCUUCUCAUAGAUGGUGAUCUAAGGGAAAAAUAUCGUCACUUGGGAUUUAAUAGGCCAUCAAAUGUCAGCACAAUAUCAGAAAGUGUAGCUUUACAAGAAAGUAGCUCAGAAAGUAUAUGGAUAAAUUGUGCAUUAGAUAUUUUAAUACAAUCAAAAGUAAAUUUAAUUUUAGUAAAAGGAAAUGUGUGUGAAAAUUUAAUGGAAAGAUGCAUCUUGAAUAAUAUAUUGAUAAUCAAUCCAGUAACUGACACUGUGCUUCAUGCUUUUGAGAAGGGCAUAGGAGUGCAGUUGGUGACAUACCUAUCCCAAGUAAAUAGUCAUUAUGUGGGAAGUGGUGUGUGGGUGGACUUCUGGAAAACAUUGGAAUUAGAUAACAAAGUGCCAGUCAGUAUAAAAGCUGAAGGAAUACAUCUGGUAACAGCUGUGCUUUGUAGCACAGUAACUUCAAAGAUGCAAGUUACUGAAGAUCAGUUCUGGACUUGUGCUUAUCGCCUCUACCAUGCUCUCACUGAUCAGAAAGUUUUUCCUGGAGGUGGUGCUGUUGAACUGUUGUGCCUCAGUCAUCUUCAGAAGCUUGAAGAACAAUCUUUAAAGCAAGCCGAUAAAUACCCUUCUGGAGAAUUACACAUGUCAUCUUGCUGGUUGACAAAAUCUUUGACACAGUAUAAAUCAGUUGUGCUUAAAGCUCUGGCAAGUGGUUGGCAUCAGUAUCUUUCAAGAGUCAUGUAUAACACUGCUAGUUAUGAAUCAGAGUUUGAAGCAAGCACUUUCAUAGACCAUCAUCUCAAAAAAGCUACAGACUGUAGUUCUCCUUCAUCAUAUAUUCUGAAAGAGUUUAAUAAAGGAAUUAAGGUCAUGGAUGAUGUUGAUCUUUCAAUUAAACAGGAGGAGGCUCUAAAGAUAUAUGACAAUGUUACAUCCAAGGUGGAGGCAUGGCGCAGAGCUCUCGACUUGGUGCUAUUAGUGCUUCAAACAGAUGCUGAAAUUAUUACAGGUCCCAAGAGAAAUCAGUUAUUAAAUUCACAUACAUCCAGUGAGUUCACAUUUGUAUAGGACUUGAUAGGCUUUAUUUGCGACUCUACCUCAGUGGGUGGAAAACAUGCAGGUACACUGGAAUGUUUGUUGCAGCUAUAAAGCAAACUUCAGGGGCUUUGGCAAUGAUAUUUACAAAUAAAAUUCAACAUAUGGCUGUAGAAACACUGAGGCAGUCCUAGCUUUUAAUUUCUUAGAAAUGGAGUUUGCAUCUGGUUAUCCACCCUAUCUUUUCUCUGACAAGAUCAAACUGAUGCAUGAGGGAAGUAUGAAGCUGCUAGGUGGAGUGGGUUACUAAUGGAAAUGAGCUCACUGUCUCACUAUAACAAUGCUGCCUGUUUAUUCCCAUGCGUUCUCCAUUAACCCCCUCUCUCCCUAUUUCUUAACCUGUGUUGCACAGGGUGCUGAACCCUCCCUCCUGUUGCAGGGAGGCAAAGCCUGCAAGCGGCAGAACCAGAGAGGGAGGGAGAGGCAGGCAGCUGUUUCAAGAAGUUCUAAUCAAUUACACUGCCCUGGCAACAGGCUCGCAAUCUACCUUUCCUCUCUACUGCGGGGACGGGUAGAUCCGCAGGUGACAGGCUGCUGAAACUCACAAGAGAUCAUCUCCCCUCCCUUGUGAGUUUCAGCAGCAGCCUGUCACCUAUGGAUCUACCCGUUCCCACCGCCCACUCCCCCGGGUUGCAGUUGGUGCCGGACCAUCAGAUGUACCGGACCACUGAAUGCCGGACCAUCGGAGUUUUACUGUAUUUAGAAAGUGUGCUCAGAGGUCCUCCUAGAAGCAAUAGCAGUCAGGGAGGUAUCUGUAGACAGAGUAGAUAUGUUAAAAGUGGAAUCACAAGUGUUACUAGUUAAGAUUGAGGUGCACUGGAAAAAGUUUACUGAGAAAGCUUGAACUGUGCCUUGCUCAAGCCAUUGCCAUUACCUUCCUUUUUCUAUUUGUUAAAAUUAACUUAAUUUGUAGGAAAAGGAAGACAAAUUGUGUCUCUUGUGAGAAGGGAGAGUAGUUUUCAUAUGAUAAAAUUACCUCUCCAAAAGUUUGUAUUUCCAACCUUUAUUAAACACAAACCUGCUGAAGGCCUAUAUUGCAGUCUUGGGCAUGACAAUUUAUAUCUGGGAGACUCUGUCCAAAUCUUAAAAGGUAGUAUUAGACCUUUAUAAAGUGCUUAGCGAUCUAUGGAUGAAAUAUGCUAUUGAAGAGGUAGGUAGGUAUUUUAGAAUUACAUUGAAUAUGAUAUGGCAAAAGAUAAAUGUGUACUUAGAUUUACACAACCUUUAUACCUCCUUUUCAUUUUUGUACCAAUUAUUUUGUGAAAAGUACAUUACCAAUAAUUCAUAAUCAGUGUAAUAUAACUUUAAAAUAUCUAUAUUGUGAACAUGUACUAACAGUGUAAUGUGUAUUGGCAAACUGCAUAAAGCUGUGUUUUUUAUGGGGCGGGGGUUAUGCUAAAAGAAGACAGGAAUGUAGGAAUCAUUCAUCCAUUUAAAAUUUAUAUAAAAUGGGAAUGUAGAUAUGCCUUUCACUAUAAAGUCAAUUUGUAUUACAUACCACAGAUACAAGUGUAGUACUACUCAUGGGUAUCAUCUACUGCAGGCUAGAGUACUAGAUUUGGUACCGUUUCCAGGAAGAGACCAUAAUCUUGUUUAUAAAUAGGGCAUAUGUUUCUUAUUGUAAAAAAUAUAUAUACUACACAGGCUGUCAAAUCUUGGGAAAAAAAAGUACUUGAUAUACCUGUUUGGACAAUAGUUCCCCCUGUAAAUAAAAUAUAAUUAAAAUCUUUCUGUUUUC